Drosophila willistoni is the source of this 566-nucleotide messenger RNA. Its product is annotated as lysozyme 2. The transcript has 3 exons. Gene Ontology annotation, molecular function: lysozyme activity. Lineage: Eukaryota; Metazoa; Arthropoda; Insecta; Diptera; Drosophilidae. The record is from RefSeq and is a predicted model, not a curated record. Bases 1 to 519 code for a protein of 172 amino acids.
AUGUUUACCAGUUUACGUUUCUUGAAUGGCAAUAGUUUGUUUUAUUUGUGCAUUUUCCUGCUGGCUCUAUGGCACAGUGGUGCCAGUUUUGAAGUUUCCAAUAGACCCGUCACGGAAGAUUGCCUGGAAUGCCUAUGUGAAGCUAUGAGUGGAUGCAAUGCCACUGAGAUAUGUGUGAAUGGAGCUUGUGGAAUAUUUCGUAUAACUUGGGGUUACUGGAUAGAGGCAGGUCAAUUGACUUUGUCGAAUGAUACAACACUAAACGAAGAGGCCUUUACCAACUGUGUGAAUGAGCCAAGAUGCGCUGCCGACACUGUCCAGAGUUAUAUGUACAAACAUGGCCAGGAUUGCAAUGGAGAUGAUCUCAUCAAUUGUCUGGACUAUGGAUCUCUGCACAAAAUGGGAAAUCUCAAAUGUCGAGCCGAAGUGCCCAAUAGUUUUGGUUCCGUUUUCUAUAAAUGUCUUAAGCUGAAGGAGAAGCAGGAGAAAAUGAAAAAACCAAUUCUCACACACAUUUAACUAAAUAACUUUUUCUUUAUUUUCAAUUUUUUUCUUUUGCAUUUUUA